AUCAGUUAAAUUUAUAUAGAGAGGCAAAGACAGGACCCUAAAAAUGUGCUAUAUAUGUAUGCAUCUAUGGAUAUUGGUAAGACCUUGUGUUGUGUUACAUUUGUUGUUGCACUAAAACAAAAAGAAAAAAAAAUUCAUAAAUAUCUGCUUAUAAAUAAAUAUAUUCCGCAUGUAAAUUUUAGUGGCGUAAGCGCGUACGUUUUGUUUACGUUAUUGAAAAUGAUUUAGUGAGAGGUAGUAAGUGCAGUGCUUGUUAUAUUUAAAUGAUUUUGGAACAAUUAUCGUUGCAUACGUCAGUUAUUGCAAAUAAACUCAUUUCAAACAAUAUAAUAUAACGCAUGUAAUGGUUAAGUCGCUGGUUUCAAAACUAUCGUCUGCAUCAAUUGCCAAUACUUUCAAUGGUAAUCAUGGAAAAAGCGCCUAUGCCAUUGGAGGAGAAACAGUCAGCAGUGCCGCUGGACCUGCUACAGUUAAUGGAGAUCAUUAUCAAAAGUAUCGUAAUGAUCCGGGGCGUUUUUUUGGCGAUGGCGUACAAUUUAAAGCAAAGCUUAUUGGAAUUUUGGAAGUGGGAGAGGCUCGUGGUGAUCGAAUGUGCCAGGAGGCUUUACAAGAUCUCAAAAUGGCUAUACGUGCAGCCGGGGAACAUAAGCAACGUAUCACUAUACAUGUAACCAUAGAUGGGUUACGUUUACGUGAUGAAAAGACGGGUGAUUCACUAUAUCAUCACCCAGUUCAUAAAAUUUCAUUUAUUGCCCAGGACAUGACCGACACUCGGGCAUUUGGCUACAUAUUCGGUUCACCGGAUAGUGGUCAUCGUUUCUUUGGCAUUAAAACGGAUAAAGCAGCUAGUCAAGUAGUUUUAGCCAUGCGUGAUCUCUUUCAAGUUGUAUUUGAAUUGAAGAAAAAAGAGAUAGAAUUAGCCCGUCAACAAAUACAAUCUAAGACUUUACAUCAUGACCAUCAGCAGCAAUUAUCAUCUUUGUCUUCCUUGAGAAGUGUGACCGCCACCGCAAGUGGCGCAGCUGGAGUUAAUAGUGGACAAAAUGAUUUAUCAGCGGGCCUGACCAAUAUUUCAUCUGGAGGUGUAUUGGGCAGUAGUUUGGGAGGUGUUACUACAAAUACAGCCACACUAAAUCGUUUGAAUGUUAAUAUUGACAAUAAAGGAGCGGCAAAAGAGCUAUCACCGGAAUCUGUUGCUGACUUGGUUGAUUUAGAGCAGGAGCUAAGUUCUCUACAACGUGGCAUUACCCAAAUGGAACGAAUAACACCAAAUGAUACUCCACCAGCAAUAGCCGGCAGCGGGAUAAAAAACAAUAGUGUUUCGGUUAAUGAUGAUCCUUUUGGGGAUUCGUUCACGACCUACAGCUUAUUGCCGCCACCAGAACCAGGUCGUUCACGUAGUAAAGCCAAUAAUAAAGCAAUUGAUAUGGGCGUUACAACGUCUGCUGCUUCCAACAGUACAACCACCCCUGCUCAAGGGCAGCCACGUUCGUCUCCUACUCUGAAUGCUCAAAACUUGCCUUCUUUGGAUGACGAGGAUUGUUGGCUGCGGGAACUGGAUACUCAGAAUGAUGUUUUUGAUACGUCAAAAACAACUCUACCUGGCCUAAUGGGUAUAACAACAUGGACUGGUAAUGUAAUGGCACCUUUGGCUGCUUCUGAAACUUCUUUGACCACCCCAACUCAGCAGUUAUAUGCAGCUAUAGGUUCGGCUCCGACCUCAACUGAUGUAGUAACCGAAUUGACACCAAAUAUGACAACCGUGAAUACGGCAGCAACGCUUACAGAAACUAAUAAUGUGACCAAUAGUUCUAGUCUAACAGAUCUUUUUCAAACCACCAGCGGACUCUGCGAAGCCAAUCAAACUAUUUCCUCAACUCAAAUUAAAUCUGAGCCCGUAAACGGCAGUAGUAAUACUGCCGAUCAAGUAAUGCUGCCGCGUGAUACAGACCCUUUUUCACCUACUCGUAAGAAAAGCGAUCCUUUUGAGGAAGGUGGUGAAAUAUUUUCAAAGUUGGAUCCAUUUGAAUUUGAGUUUAAUACUUCCGAAGAAGUCGGAGAAGAAAGUUUAAAAAAAAGUUUUGCUUCCUCGGCGGCUUGUAUAGAAGGAGGCGAACAGUCAUCUUCUGAUGUUUUCAGCGGUCACUUACAAGUUAAUUUACCACCAGAGAGUGGAAUUCAAGCAAUGACGGUUACUAGCACUAUACGGUCUCGCCCAAAUGCGUCAGCAAUAGUGCCACCAUUGUCGUCCGCAAAUGCGACUUCUUCAGUGUUUAAACAACAAACUGUUGAUGUGUUAUCGAGUAUAUCGAACAAAAAAAUACCUCAUUUGUUCGGGCAGUCUUCGAGAUUCUCAAAGCGGGAUUCUAAUUCUAUAAAUAUGCGUCGUUUGCAAGAAAGUGAUUCAUUGAGUGAAAACGAAGCUGCGCCAGAACCUCCUCCCCGACCGGAUUCGUCUUCGUAUGCAGAGCCACCACCUUUGCCGCCCAAAAAGCAGUUUAAUGACAUCAUUAUAAAACCGCGCACACCGUUGUCUCAAACAUCUUUAAACAAUGGAUAUGAAUUUAUAAAUGCCAAUGGAAGUGGAUCCAAGCUGGUAACCGGAACUCGCAGUUCAGCAUCAAUAAUAGUUGAAGUACCGCCUAUACCCUUACCAUCACGUAAAGUUGGCCGCUCAGAAGGCAACUAUCCUGGACCAGGAAGGCCCCGAAAACCUGGGCACAGUGAAGAUGACUACUUAACACCGUUAGGAACUCAUGUUAAUCCUAGUGGAUCACAAGGCAAUUCCAAUCUUGAUGUACCUCCUUUACUCCCGCCACCUACGCAAGUUUCUUCCCGAGCUCGUACGCAACGGCAAUACUCAUUACAUCAGACGAAAGCUCAAGAUAUAUAUGAGAAUAAAAACGAAAUUUUGCAACAACAACAGCAACAACAGCAGCAGCAAAAACAGCAACAACAACCGGUUACCGCCGCAACAAUACAGCAAACGAUUGUACCCGACAUCACGUUGAGUCAGUUGUUAACGUUGAGCAUCGACGAAUUAUCGGCUAAAUUAAAUGUUCCAAUCAGCAAAUUAAGCACAAUGACCUUGGUGGAAUUAACUUCAUACUUGUCUGAAUUUUUAGAAAAGUCUAAGCCUAAAACACUACACGAAUCAAAACUUGAUCAUAUACCCACAAUCGAAACGUCGGUUGAGCAAACUCCUUCCAUAUUUAAAAUUAAUUUCGACCAGGAAGCUACAUUUGUGGCUAAAUUUGAUGAUACAUUUGGCGAGAAUUUAGUUCUGCAGACGAACCACGCUUCGUUUGAAGCAAAUUUUGCUCAGUUCGAUAAGAUGAACAUGGAAUCAGCAAUAGAGGAAAUUUGUCAGACACCCGCGGUUCCACCUGCUGAUCGUUAUGCUGUCUUUCGGGAAAUUAUUGAUCAGGAAUUGCAGCAGCAAAAACAGGACACAAACUUAAUUGGCGAUCUGGUGCUAAGUGGUGAUCAAUCCAGUGAUGUUGACGCUGAUAAUCUAAAUCACGUUCAGUUUCAAAUGCAAUUUCCUUCGGGAGGAUCGGAAUCCUCCAUUAUACGUCAAGAUAUUUUAAGUGGAGAACUGGUGGAUGUUAAUCCCGUACCUGCAAAAAUCGAUACGAAGAUUACGGAAGUAGUGGCUCAAGCUAAGGAUCGUUAUGCAGCUUUGAGAGACAUUAUUUUAGUGGAGAAUCUUUUCGAAAAGCCGUUACAAAGGCCGGGUGAAUCUCUAUGUGUAGAAUCUAAAUCCCCAGCUCCAAGUUCUACUGGUUUUAACGACGACGAUGAUGAUUUUAAUAAUGAAGAUCACGAUUUAAGACAGCUUAUGGAUGGUGGUGCUGUACUAGAAUCAUGUGCUCAACAACAAAGGAUGGGUUUAGUGGACAGCCGCGGUUUACUAGUCGAACCGUCUUCGUCAGCGUUAACGGUGGAUGAUGAAGAUGACGAGGAAGAAGCGGAACGCGGUUCUAGAACCAGAACGGAGAUUAAUGAGGAGGGCGAAGAAGAUGUGGGCUGCGCCAGCAGCGCUGACAGCCAUGAAAAAGAUGGCAAGGAAAUUUUACCUACUGGAAAGUAUGAGCAAUUGCCCAAUUCGACUCAGCAAAUGGAGCAGGUUGACGAAAAAGCUGGAAAAACGGAAGAAAAUCCCAAGAUUAGCAUAACGCAAAGUCAGACCGAACCAUGCACUGAAAAUAAAUUACUAACUGUAGCAAGCGUUGCUACUUCUAGCCUUUCUGGGUCUAAAGAUGAUUUGGAAAUCGAUGCAUUAAUGCAUAGAGCAAUUUCCAAUUUGUCUUUAGAUUCGCGAGAGCGUAAUUCGCCAGCAAAUUCAACAACACAAAGUUUACCCGCAAUUCCCGCGGAAAAUACAACAGCAACCACGGCAACUACGACUAUGACACCGCAACACUUUAACGAUGUGAGUACUUCACCGAUUCAAAUGCAUCGGUCACCUUUACCAAUCCAGGCAUCCAGUGGAACGUCGGCAAACAAAUCUCUUCAGUCUAAACAAAUUUCUCCAUUGCCGACACAAUUAACUGCCGUGUCCCAACUUAUUGAUACCGCUACUAAGGAGAUAGAGGCUGAUACAUUAGCAAAAGUCUCCGUCGAUUCUUGGGCCACUUUUGAUACACCUCAAGACCAGCCAAGUAUAGACAGACGUUCAAGACCUGCGGUAAAAUCUUUAGCUAAAUCGACUAAUUUUCUUCAUUUGCCGCCGCCACCUGCUCCGGCAUCGAAUACCUCUCAGAACGAUACGGCAGGUGAAUCUCCUUGCUCGUCAGAUCCUCGAGAUGAAGCUUGGCAUAAACGUAGUGGCGGUAAUGUGUCAUCGGGUCAUCAUAGUGCUGCAACACCCGGAGGAAGUAGGCGUUGGCAUAAAAAGGAAAGGCAGCAUACUUCUUCAUCAUCACGAGACCUUAGUUGGGAUGACGAGCAAGGGCCUGUGUCUCAAGAAUAUCUUCAAAGCAAAAGGCCGCCUGCUUCGGUUGGAGGAAGUAUUCUUAACACCGACCGUCAUGCCUACCAUACACGUUAUAUCAAGCGUAUGAAUUCUUGUGAUGAAGACUAUGAUUAUGAGGAAGAAUUUUCUGGCAACCGCAGAGAUCAAAGAAAAUUCAAAACAACCUUGUCCCGUAGCCGUGACAACUUUGAAUUAGAUUCUCCUGCAUGGUACCACCAUGGAACCCUUCCACAUCACACUUGGUCUUCUCAGGAUAUCGAACAGGCUAGAGGCCGAGCCUAUGAAAGAAACUUGUAUGGCUUAUCCAUUUACGAUAAACGAGGUAUACCUUUGCCUCCUCCACCUUUAAUGUCUACAGCAAGCCAUGAUCGUCGAUCGAAUAUAGGCUAUGAAAAGCGUAAUAAAUUUUAUCGCAAUGAGCACGCUCGAAACUCUAACUCUGAUUUCGACGAUUUUGGAGAUGUGCUUCCAUAUCGAGAUAGCAACGCAGAUAGUUUUGAGAAAUUGAAAAUGCCUCGGCGACCCGACUAUGAAAACAUAUUUGACGAGGGUCGCCAUACACCACCAUCGAUGGGAGGUGGAUUUAAAAGCCAACGCCCUGUUGAUAUGUAUUUGUACGACCGUGAUCGAAAAUCAUUUGACCGGGAAAGUAUAGAAUCUUUUGAAAGCUCUACAGCUCCGCGAAGACGAAGGCGAAGUUUUGGUAGUAGUGCCGGUGGUGGUGGUCCAACGCCUGAUUCAUAUGGUAGUUUUGAAGUUCGUGAUGAGUAUCGAGAUCACCGCUACAUGUCUAGCGAAAAAACGCGGUCACUUCGAAAAACGGUGAAAGGUUCCAGAAUUUCAGGCGACAUUGAUUAUGAACAAGACUCUGAUAGGGAUCAACGUCCAUCACGUAGUCAUAUAAUUACUCCAGCAGCAGGAGGUCCAGGCAGCGUGAUGAUUGCUUAUUACUAUCGUAAAAAACAACGGCCACGCAAUAAAGCAGCCCAAUGCACAGUUACUGGAGGACGUUAUCGUGACAAUACGAGUACUAGUGGCACACGUCCAGGUAGUUAUGAUUAUAUUACUUGCGGUGAUGAUAUCGACGACGAUGUCGAAGACUAUGUUGAUGAGGAGGAGGAAGAAGAAGGCAUGGAAGAUGAUGACGACGAAAUGCCUACAGAUGAAGACAAAUUCGACCGUCUGAACCGCCGUCGUCAUGAGAUGAAUCAGCGCAUGAUGGAAAGUGAGCAAAGGCGGCAUCAUGGCAGCAAAGCAAAAGUGAUUGCCGGAUCCCUAUCUGGAUCGUCUCUUUCUGGCUAUCGCAAGAGUGCUAAGAUAUAUGCGAGGCAACGACUGCCACCUCCUGAACGUGCUCAUCAAGACUACGGUUUUGAGGACGUUGAAUAUGAACAAACCCCUACACCUAAAUCAAACACUAGCAGCACUCUACCUACAGCUACGCCAAAUACUAGUACGAAAUUCAGUUUCGAUGUUGGCUUCGAAUCUGACUUCAAUCAGUCAUCGCCUCCUCCGGCUCCGGCUGGCACUGCCUCAAGUUGUAACUCUACACCAGUAACUAGUGUCAGCGCCACUAAUACGCCGGCUACUAAAGCCUCGUUUCGUUUCUCAAAUGAUUUUUCUGCUGGUCUAGAAAGAGAAAAACACUUGACUCCUCAACUAAGCAGCUCUCAUCUAUAUGAUCUGGAAAGCAGAGGCAUUCCAUCGCCACAAUCAUCAACAGGUGGUGGGGGUGGUGGUAGCAGUAGUCAAAGUGCGGCUCAAAAAUUGCGUUUUGAUGAUAAUGUCAAGGUUUCGCAAUUUGACGAUUCUGCGGCAUUUGAAGAUGAUUUCUCCAGAGCAACGUUUGAUGCAUUUGAAAAUGAUGAUCAAUGGCGGGAAGCCUUACAAAAAACAACCAACGCUGUGAAUAAUAAAAAGCAACAAAUGCGCAAUAGUAUACUGCAACAGCGUCAGCAAGAAUUAAUAAAAAAAUCGGAAUCUAUAAAUAUAUUUGCAAGGAAGUCUGAGGAUCCCUUCGAAGACGAUGAGUUCUUUAAAUCACCAUCAACAAGCGCAGACAUUGUUGUAACAACUACCGCUACAAGUAAUAACACGAUUGUAGACAAAGUGGAUACUCACAAAAAUUCUUCUGACGGAAGCAAUCAUUUUAGUCAUACUCACUCCCAUCAACAUCUCUGGGAAGAUGACAACAGUAACUUCGCUAAAUUCGAUGAACAUAUGUGAUUUGAUCAAACAAGUAAU
This is a messenger RNA of Glossina fuscipes, 7222 nucleotides long. RefSeq names its product protein disabled (gene Dab). Bases 344 to 7204 code for a protein of 2286 amino acids. The record is from RefSeq and is a predicted model, not a curated record. NCBI's taxonomy places the organism in Eukaryota, Metazoa, Arthropoda, Insecta, Diptera, Glossinidae. The transcript is spliced from 8 exons.